This is a messenger RNA of Macrosiphum euphorbiae (potato aphid), 1107 nucleotides long. NCBI's taxonomy places the organism in Eukaryota, Metazoa, Arthropoda, Insecta, Hemiptera, Aphididae. The record is from the annotation of a GenBank genome assembly.
AUGUUUCAUUUGUUUUAUUUAACGAGACUGAAGACUGUUAUUCAACUGACCAAACACAAAUUAAAUGAAUAUAUUUAUUAUUAUUUGGUAUUGCUUCUUGCUUCUACUACAAUUUACAAUGAAUGGUUGGUAUACUCACUGUAUGCAAGUAAAUGGCCAACAUUAUACUGUGGUAAUGAGAAAUUUUGUAAGACCAUCUUACUAGUUGCUGAUCCACAAAUAUUAGGAGAAGAAAGAGCAAAUGUAAUAGCACGCUGGGAUAGCGAUCGAUAUUUAUUCAAUACAUACGGUCGAGCGUUGCAGCAUGUUAACCCCGAUAAUGUUAUAUUUAUGGGUGAUUUAAUAGAUGAAGGAUCAUUAGCUGAUCAAAAAACUUUUGAACGUUAUUUACAUAGAUUUAGUAAAACAUUUUUUUUAAAAAAUACAAUUCCUCUUGCAUCUAAAAAUGUAAUUUUUAUACCAGGUGAUAAUGAUAUUGGUGGGGAUGAAGAAAUUGUAAUUCGAGAAAAAGUUGAUAGAUUUAAUCUUUACUUUGGUUCGCCAGGAGUAAUUGAAAAUGAAAAGAUAGAAUUUAUCAUGGUAAAUCAACUGAUAGAUUCAAUGCCAACAAACAAUAAUCCUACAAAUCGAACAAAUACUAUAAAAAUUAUGUUUUCACAUAUUCCUUUGACAACAAGAUGGACAAAAUUUACGGAUAAAGUUGUAAAUGAGUUCAAUAGUGAAUUCAUAUUCUCAGCUCAUGAUCACUCUUCUUUUAAUUUUAUUAGUGACAUUAAAAAAAGAAAACAAACAUAUAUUCAAAGGCUUGGACAUAACAGUUUUGAUGAAAUGUCCAAGGCCCAAUGGAGGUUUGGGCAACAAUCACCAAAUUCAGUCAGUGAAAUAAUUGUGCCAACCUGUUCGUAUAGAAUGGGAUCAAAUAAUAUAGGAUAUGGUGUAUUAACAAUUGAUACAUUCAGACACUCAGUCACAUACACUAUUUUAUGGCUUCCAUCAAGAUUUGCUAGUCUAUAUGCAUACCUGUAUGUUUUAAUGCUAUGCAUUAUAUUGUAUUUCUUACAUUUCAUUACCAGAAAUAGCAAAACAAUCAUAUACAGGGUUAUGUAA